UUGCCUGUCGCCAACGGUGGGUCCGCUGUUUUUGAAACCAAAGUGUGCGACAACCCAAUGUCUGUACCUCGUAUUCAAAGCUCCAGUCUUCGAUGUAAAAAUGAUUGUGGGUUUUAUGGAAACCCAUCCUGGAAUGGCUACUGUUCUGUUUGUUAUCGGGAAACCUAUCUCCAGCAUAGCUUGUCUCGCAACCUCACAGCUAAUAUCACCUCAGUGUCCUCACAAGCCUUCUCCAAGUUUGAGGCGAAACGUAAGCAACUUGCUGGGAAGGGUGCGAACACAUUGAAAAAUAUAUUCCGAUUCACAAAAGAUGGCCUACGAGACAAAAGUUCAAACCUUCCAGAGGAGUGUUACAAUGCGGCCGAUGCGUUCAACACUUUCCUCGGCACACUGAAGGGGACUGUUAGUGCUGAUGUUUCCCGUUUGAUUUCCAAGCUCCUCGAAGAACUGGAAACAAUGGGCGGCUCUCAUAUUGACCAAUACUCGCUGGUUAUACAAAAUUUUUAUCAGAACAUGGCUGAUCGUAUCUCCAAAUCGCCGCUCUACUCGGGUCUAGUUCAAUCGACCUCUGACAAGUUAAUGUCUGCCAUCGAACGGUUUCUAACCACUUGGAUAUACUGUUGGGCUUUCGCCUCUCCAAUCACCGAUGACGAAUCAGUAGAUUUGAAGCUACAAGAAAAGAUUCGUUCAUUGCACUGGAUCACCCCAUCCCUCCUUGACUCCCCCAUCAAUCCCAGAUCACCGGCAGAACUGGCAGCACUGGAUAAUGCCACAUUUGCUUUGAUCCGGGUCAAUGCGCUCUAUGCGUCCGAGGACAAGUUGGAUCAAAUUACCGAAUGUUGUUUGCACGUUUUUGAGGCACUAAAGCAGCACUAUGAACAGCAACAUCAACAAAGUGCCCUAAUGAAACUCGACAAGCUUGCGGGUACCCCAAACGCUGUGCAGCAGACUCUAGAAAACGAAGCUGUCGCUCAGCCAGACAAGCCGAACCUGAGUCACAACACGACCGGCACUCCCACAAGAGCCAACGCAGAUGACUUCCUACCCACGCUUAUUUGGGUCGUGGUCAAAGCGAACCCCCCAUUGUUGCACUCCAACUUGCAAUUUAUCAUGCGCUUUGCCAAUCAAAAGCGGCUCAACUCUGGCCAGGCGGGUUAUUUUUUUACAAACUUGUCAUGCGCAGUUCAUUUCUUAACCAAUCUGACGCACGAAUCUCUCAACAUGACUGAACAAGAGUUCUAUCGAUGCAUGCGGACCGGAAUACCGCUAAAUCGACGCAGUGGAAAGCAAUGUGAGGGUGAACAACUCUUGACCGAUAAUGAAAUCCGUCUCCUGGAUUUGGACGAGCGCUUUACGGACUUUGAGAAACAAGUAGAUUCGAUGGAGAAGGAUAUGAAACAAUUUGAUAUGUUAACCAAAGAACAGAUUUCACAGCUACGGACAAACUAUCCUGUAAACUCCUUGGCGUAUAAGCUUGAUCCACGUCAACUAGAAAACCCGUUUGUUCUGCUCCUUGGUCCUCCUCCUGUCCCUCAGCGGCCAGACGAGUCAACCCUGGGUCUUCCUCCCACUUCCCUGCUAGAUCUAGAAGAUGAAUCGACGGCUCAACUGCUCCCUUCCCCUAUCGAACCGUCUCCUUACGUGCCCACUUCACAGGCCUCAUGUGCUUCGAAAUCGCCUAUUUAAUCUAGUGACGACGGUAUGAGACAGUUUUGUUGUUUGUCGAUCAACUUCUUAUCGUGCAAUCUCGUCAGCAGAACUACUCUCAAUACCAUUUUCAGGUAUUUUGUUUGCUAUUUACUGACGAAAUGACUUCGUUUGGCCGAGUCUAUUUCACUUAUUUUUUUCAGUUUUUAUGGGUUCGGCUUUGGUCACGGUAUGCAGUAGCUUUCUCCUGAGGACUGUGUUCCUAGCCCUUUUAUUGGUCUUCGACUGCAUUAUUUUGUUUUCAUUAGUGUUCAUUCCAACUGUGUGUUUCCGCCUCCUUCCCCUAAUUCCUUUGUCCCAGGUUUGAUUUUCACCUAACUGCGUGACCUGUUCCUCAGGUUCAUCGAGUUUUCUCGACAAGGUCAUCGUCCAUGUGAAUUCCUUGACUGGUUUCUGAUGGUCUUCCAGUCAUUUGAAUUCAAAAAUUUAUGUACAUAUCGCCGUCUUGCUUUCCACUGCAUAAUGAGAACUCAACCAAUGUGUG
Molecule: messenger RNA, 2191 nt
Organism: Opisthorchis viverrini
Lineage: Eukaryota; Metazoa; Platyhelminthes; Trematoda; Opisthorchiida; Opisthorchiidae
Exons: 7
Coding region: 58-1686 (542 amino acids)
Biological process (GO): vesicle-mediated transport
Cellular component (GO): endocytic vesicle; cytosol
Molecular function (GO): small GTPase binding; DNA binding; guanyl-nucleotide exchange factor activity
Source: RefSeq, a predicted model, not a curated record